Aspergillus welwitschiae is the source of this 371-nucleotide messenger RNA. RefSeq lists its product as uncharacterized. Lineage: Eukaryota; Fungi; Ascomycota; Eurotiomycetes; Eurotiales; Aspergillaceae. Bases 110 to 316 code for a protein of 68 amino acids. The record is from RefSeq and is a predicted model, not a curated record. The transcript has a single exon.
UGAAAGGAUUGAUGGAUUACUCGAUUGAGUCAUCCCAGAUCUCACUUCUCAGAUUGAGUGCGAACACACCGCCAAUAUGUUUUCAUCUUGACUAACCCAGAACUUGCUUAUGCGCCUCGUACAUGUACCUGCAUCUCUCGUGCAGCCCGUCACGUUCCCUAACCCCCCUCACGUUUCUUUCUUGUUUUAUCUUCUUUUUUUUCUUUUCUUUUUCUUUCUUACAUGGACCGGCGGUCUGGAUGUGCAUCCUGCUCGUGGGAGGAUCUUCCCAGCCAGCAUGGAGACGUGUCCAAUAUGGAGUAAGUCACUCCAUUGACUGGGGCAGCUGUGGACAGGAACACUGCAUGAGAAUCGGUAGGAAUCCGCCUGCU